Molecule: messenger RNA, 1078 nt
Organism: Rosa chinensis
Lineage: Eukaryota; Viridiplantae; Streptophyta; Magnoliopsida; Rosales; Rosaceae
Product: ycf3-interacting protein 1, chloroplastic
Exons: 6
Coding region: 136-981 (281 amino acids)
Biological process (GO): photosystem I assembly; response to photooxidative stress
Cellular component (GO): chloroplast thylakoid membrane
Source: RefSeq, a predicted model, not a curated record
ACUAACCAUUAAAAUUGGAUGUAAAGAAGAAAGGUUGAGGAUAGAAUUAACCCAUGCAUGUAAUUCUACCCAGAACACACGCUCCAAAUGCAACGAAGCCUGUGAAAGAUUUCAGCUCCUCACUUUAGUGGAGUGAUGAUGAUGACGAGUUCGCAAAUGCUCCAGGUGGCGCCACUCGCAUCACACGCUUCCUCCUCCUCAUCUUCUUCUUCGUCCCAAACCCUCCCAGUCUGGUUCAACCAUUGCCAUUGCCACCCUUUACGGCCUCAGCUCACUCUCCGCCACCGCCCAAGGCCCACAAUACUACUCGCCGGAAACCCAGAUACGAAGUUGCAGGUUUCAUCGUCUUCGUCGUCAUCUUGGACUACCCAACAAGACCAGGACGAUGAAGAAGAAGAAGAUGAAGUCGAUGACCAAGAAGAAGAAGAAGAAAGUGACCCUACUCCUGACGACCUCGAAUACAUCAGCCAAAUCAAAAGGGUGUUGGAGCUUCUUAAGAAGAACAGAGACAUGAUUUUCAAUGAGGUUAAGCUUACUAUUGCGAUUGAGGACAUAAGAGAAGUUGAGCGGAGGAGACUCCUUGGCAUUGAGGAUCCUGAUGCUCCGACCAGGGAGGAGUUGGCUGCUGUUCUUGAAGAAGUGCAUGAGGGAAAAAUCCCCAAAAAUCGACUUGCACUUAAACUGCUGGCUGAGGAAAUGAGUCGAUGGCCCAAUCUAGAGGUUCAGAUUAAACCAGCAAAGAAAAAGCCAGGAAAAUCACUGUAUGCAAGGGUCACAGACACCGGUAUUGAUCUGAAAGAGGCUGCUAAGAGACUGAACAUUGAUUGGGAUACAGCUGCAGAGAUUGACGAUGCUGAUGUUAAGGAUGAGUCAGAUGUGCCUUCAGUUGUGGGCUACGGAGCACUGUACUUAGUCACACUUUUUCCAGUCAUUAUCGGUGUAUCAGUGGUAUUAAUUUUAUUUUACAAUUCACUCCAGUAGAAAUCUUGUCUAAAUGCCAUAUAUAUUUCAAUUUAAAAAAUAUCUAUGCCUUGCAAUAUAUUGAAUAUAGUGUUAUUGUCAUGUUCCUAUGCUUUUA